AUGGCUUUUCGCCGUCGACGGAUGGCGGCACUCCGCCGGAAGAAGUGGAAACGACUUCGAGAGCGGACGCGUGCAACGCGAAAGAUUUUGCGCAUGGCGAGCACCAAUCGCGCGGUGUGUCUCGGCUUUCCGAUGGACGCCAAGAAGUGUGGACGCAAAAAAGAAGAUACGGAUGAAGACAACCACCCAUUUCCAGAGCUGAUAUCGUGCUCCAGAUCACCAGAUUUGGACUCGGACUUUGACGCUGCUUCGAUUGGACAACCCGACCAUGGUGCUAGGGCUUCUUCCGGUGCAGGUAACGGCUACAAUGAGUGUGACAACGGAGAUACAGAUCCUGGAGACAGCUACGACGAGAGCGAGUCGGAUCUCGAGCGUACUGGCGGCGUGUCUCUGCUCGACUUUGCAGGCCUCCAAGCCCAGCUGCCAAUGGAGUUGGGUUUUCAGGACAACUCUGGCGACAUCUCAGACGACACCGACAUACACAGCCCAGAUUCGUCCUCGGGUGCCACUCGACGCGCCGUCCAAAGUGCCAACAUGCCGGGCGAAGAGCCAUUCCAAUCCAAUACAGCCUCCGACCCCGGCUCCUCUACCUCUGAUUCUUCCAGCAGAAGCGGUGAAGUUCAGUUUAUUUUGUACAACUUUACGUCGCCAGCAAACCGACGGAACUGGCAAAAGGACAAACGGCAAGAGCUGGACCACAAAGAAAGGACCAUCCGCAAGCUGCAGGCGCAUCAGUUCCGGGCGCCGGAUUGGACAUGGAUGCAAAUGCAGCUGGAACGGGCCACGCGACGAAGGGUGCACGACGACAGCCAGCCCGGCUCGGCUCGUCUGCAACGUCAGCGCGCACUGAUGGCUGCCGCGCCCCUCUCCUCUCCGUUCUUUGGCUUAGACGAUGAGCCCGGAGGAAACAACGAUAUGAACGUCAAUUUGGUCUUCUCCUUGGACGAUCCAAGAUCCUUGCGAUCCACAAUCAGAUUAUGGUGGAACGGGAGUUGA
Messenger RNA from Sporothrix schenckii 1099-18, 996 nucleotides. RefSeq lists its product as uncharacterized. The record is from RefSeq and is a predicted model, not a curated record. Lineage: Eukaryota; Fungi; Ascomycota; Sordariomycetes; Ophiostomatales; Ophiostomataceae. The transcript has a single exon. Bases 1 to 996 code for a protein of 331 amino acids.